CAGUGAACAGUAAACAAAGUGUGUCAAGUGUGCCACUGCAAACCACAGCGCAAGAUCCACAAAAUACGAAGUGACGGACAUGCCUAGCAAGAAGAUCAUGUUCUUCAGCCUGAUCAUAGGCCUUAGCCUUGCUGGCUGCAGUGCUGAGAGCGAGGACGAUCGAUUUGUAUACUCUGGCUUCACCGGCAGCAACCUCACCCUUGAUGGAAAUGCCAGAAUCACACCGAGCGGCCUCCUUGAGCUGACCAAUGGUACGGUUCGGCUUAAAGGCCACGCAUUCCAUCCAAAUCCUCUGCGCUUCCACAAAUCACCCAAUGGCACGGUGCAGUCUUUCUCUGUGUCAUUCGUGUUUGCCAUCCUCUCCACCUACCCGGACUUGAGUGGCCAUGGCCUUGCCUUCUUCAUCGCGCCGAGCAAGAAUUUCUCAGGAGCAUUCCCUACCCAGUAUUUGGGCCUCCUCAAUGACCGAAACAAUGGUGACACAAACAACCACAUCUUCGCAGUUGAGCUCGACACAGUCCAAAACUAUGACUUAGAAGACAUCAAUGACAACCACAUCGGCAUCGACAUCAACAAUCUUCACUCUAUGCAAUCUCAUGAUGCUGGCUAUUACGACGAUAAUAGUGGCAUCUUUCAGAGAUUGGCACUCAUUAGCAACCAGGCAAUGCAAGUGUGGGUCAGCUAUGAUAGAGAGACCACACAGAUCAAUGUGACCAUGGCUCAGCUCAAUUUAGCAAAACCUGCAAGGCCACUGCUUUCUACCACCUAUAAUCUCUCAACAGUGCUCACUAGCCCUGCAUAUAUUGGCUUCUCAUCCUCUACAGGCACAGUCAGCGCCCGGCAUUAUGUGCUUGGUUUGAGUUUUGGCAUGAAUAGCCUCGCUCCACCCAUCGAUAUUGGCAAGCUGUCUGAGCUGCCUCGCCUUGGUCAAAAGGUUCAGUCCAGGACAUUACAGAUAAUUUUACCAAUAGCAAUUGCAGUGUUCCUCCUUGCAGUAAUCACUACCAUUUCUCUGCUUGUACGGAGGAAUCUAAGAUAUGCAGAGCUACGCGAAGAUUGGGAGGUUGAGUAUGGGCCGCACCGGUUCUCAUACAAGGAUUUGUUUGAUGCUACAGAGGGAUUUAAGGAUAAGAACUUACUAGGUAGUGGAGGGUUUGGAAAGGUAUACAAAGGGGUGCUUACUAAAUCAAGAUCCGAAAUUGCUGUGAAGAUGGUGGCACAGGACUCAAAUCAAGGAAUAAAGGAAUUCAUUGCAGAGAUUGUUAGCGUAGGCCACCUUCAACACCGCAAUCUUGUGCAGUUACUGGGAUAUUGCCGGCGAAAAGGUGAACUUCUUUUAGUAUAUGAUUAUAUGCCAAAUGGAAGCCUAGACAAAUACCUAUAUGGUAAAGAGGGAAAGCCAACUUUGGAUUGGGCUCGGCGGUUUCAAAUCAUCAAAUGUGUAUCAUAUGGUUUACUCUACCUUCACGAGGAGUGUGAGAAAGUUGUCAUACAUCGAGACAUUAAGGCUAGCAAUGUGCUCCUUGACAACGAGAUCAAUGGGCGAAUAGGUGACUUUGGUCUCGCAAGGUUGUAUGACCAUGGUAGCGACCCAGAAGCGACACAUGUUGUUGGCACCAUAGGGUACCUAGCUCCAGAGCUUGCACGCACUGGCAAGGCAAGCCCUCUUACAGAUGUAUUCGCCUUUGGCGUGUUCAUUCUUGAGGUCACCUGUGGGCAAAAGCCUAUCAAGAAAGGCAGAGAGGACAGCCAGCCCAUGUUAGUUGACUGGGUGCUCGAACAUUGGCAUAAAGGGUCACUCAUUGAUGCAGUGGACAUCAAGCUUCAAGGCGAAUAUGAUGCUAGUGAAGCAUGCUUAGUACUAAAGCUAGGAUUGUUGUGCUCUCACCCGUUCACAAAUAUAAGGCCAACUAUGAGGCAAGUCAUGCAGUACCUCAACAAGGAAAUGCCACUACCAGACCUAAUGCCAACACAUUUAAGCUUCUGCAUGCUGGCCUUGAUGCAGAACGAAGGGUUCAGCCCUUACACAAUAUCGCAUCCUUCUCCCAUGCCUCACAAGAAACACAAGUGUUCCAUUACAUGCCAGAUCCUCUUCAUUGGCCUCAAGCUUGCAUCCUUCACCAUAGCUAAUGACCAGUUCGUUUACUCCGGCUUCGCCCAAGCUAACCUCAGCCUUGAUGGAGCUGCCACAAUCACACCAGAUGGACUCCUUGAACUAACCAAUGGCACCUUUAACCUCAAAGGACAUGCUCUAUACCCAACUCCUCUGCACUUCCGCAGGUCACCUAGUGGCUAUGUACAGUCUUUUUCCAUCACCUUCGUCUUCGGCAUCCUCUCCGCCUACCCUGACAAGAGUGCUGAUGGUAUGGCCUUCUUCAUUGCCAGAAACAAGAAUUUCUCCACUGCGUUUCCAGCCCAGUACUUGGGGCUCCUCAACAACCAGAACAAUGGUAACACAAGCAACCAUAUAUUUGCAGUUGAGUUUGACACCAUUCAAAACAGUGAGUUCCAGGAUAUCAAUGACAACCAUGUUGGCAUCAACAUCAAUAGUCUCCACUCUGUGCAAUCCCAUGAUGCUGGCUUCUAUGAUGACAAAACUGGUAUGUUCAAGAAUCUGAGCCUCAUUAGCCGUGAGGUGAUGCAAGUAUGGAUAGAGUACGAUGGAUGGACCAGAAAGGUCGAUGUAACUUUGGCACCCAUCAAAAUGGCCAAACCUAAAAGGCCACUAGUAUCAACCAUCUAUGACCUCUCAACAGUGUUCAUAGACACGGCAUACAUUGGAUUCUCAUCUGCAACUGGCGUAAUCAACUCAAAAUACUGCGUGCUUGGCUGGAGCUUCAGCAUGAGCAAGACUGCUCCCGGGGUUAACAUUACCAAGCUGCCAAAGUUGCCUCAUGUUGGCCUAAGGCCUCACUCAAAUGUCUUAAAGAUUGUUCUGCCAAUAGUCAUUGCAGCACUCAUCCUUAUUGCUGGAAUUGUCGUCAUUUUAUUUGCGCGAAGGAAAUUGGCAUAUACUGAGCUCCGAGAAGAUUGGGAGAUGGAAUUUGGGCCACAUAGAUUCCCAUACAAGGAUUUGUUCCUCGGCACACAAGGAUUUAACAAUAAGAACAUACUCGGAGCAGGAGGAUUUGGAAAGGUGUAUAAAGGCACACUUCCCACAUCUAAAUUGGAGGUUGCGGUGAAGAAAUUGUCACAUGAGUCAAAGCAGGGGGCAAAGGAGUUCAUUACUGAGAUUGUAAGCAUGGGCCGCCUUCGACAUCGCAACCUUGUGCAAUUACUUGGCUAUUGCAGGGGAAAAGGUGAACUUCUUCUCGUCUAUGAUUACAUGCCAAAUGGCAGUCUUGACAAAUAUCUAUACUGUGAACAAGAAAUGCCCUCGCUGGAUUGGGCCAAGCGGUUCAAUAUCAUCAAAGGAGUUGCAUGUGGCUUGCUCUACCUCCAUGAGAAGUGGGAUAAAGCUAUCAUCCAUAGAGAUAUCAAAGCAAGCAAUGUGCUUCUUGAUUGUGAACUGAAUGGGAGGCUAGGAGAUUUUGGCAUUGCAAAGUCGUAUGAUCAUGGUACUGACCCGCAUACCACACGUGUGGUUGGUACCAUGGGCUACCUAGCUCCAGAACUGGUACGCACAGGCAAGCCGUCUCCUCUUACAGAUGUUUUUGCAUUUGGCGUAUUCCUUCUUGAGGUUACCUGUGGGCAAAGGCCUAUCAAGAACAAUGCAAGAGGCGAUCAACGUAUGUUGGUUCAUUGGGUACUUGAGAAUUGGCAGAAAGGAUCACUUGCAGAGACAAUAGACCAGAGGCUCCAAGGCAAGUGCAAAAUAGAUGAGGCAUGCCUGGUGCUAAAGCUUGGCCUGCUGUGCUCGCAACCCUUUGCUAGCGCAAGGCCUACAAUGCAUCGAGUCAUGCAAUACCUCAACGGCGACAUGCCAUUACCAGAGUUCACACCAACUGAUAUGAGCUUCAGCAUGCUAACCCUGAUGGAAAACAGGGAGUUCGACCCUUCCGGCAUGACAAAUCCACAGCUGAUGACGAGCAUCGCUACACUAUCAAGCCUCUCAGAAGGAAGAUAAAAAAAGAUCCGUAGUCUAGGUUUUUAAUGAUGUUUUCCUGUAUAUUUGGUACUCCCUCCGUUCCUUAAUACAGGUCAUAUAAAUUUGUGCACUUCAACCAAGAUGA
This is a messenger RNA of Brachypodium distachyon (stiff brome), 4172 nucleotides long. RefSeq lists its product as uncharacterized. Gene Ontology annotation, biological process: protein phosphorylation. Gene Ontology annotation, cellular component: plasma membrane. The record is from RefSeq and is a predicted model, not a curated record. NCBI's taxonomy places the organism in Eukaryota, Viridiplantae, Streptophyta, Magnoliopsida, Poales, Poaceae. Bases 80 to 4066 code for a protein of 1328 amino acids. The transcript has 2 exons. Gene Ontology annotation, molecular function: ATP binding; protein kinase activity; carbohydrate binding.